This is a messenger RNA of Formica exsecta, 9054 nucleotides long. It is a transcript of the gene BicD, whose product is annotated as protein bicaudal D. Gene Ontology annotation, biological process: protein localization to organelle; regulation of microtubule cytoskeleton organization; microtubule anchoring at microtubule organizing center. Gene Ontology annotation, molecular function: cytoskeletal adaptor activity; dynein complex binding; dynactin binding. Bases 406 to 2700 code for a protein of 764 amino acids. Gene Ontology annotation, cellular component: Golgi apparatus; cytosol. NCBI's taxonomy places the organism in Eukaryota, Metazoa, Arthropoda, Insecta, Hymenoptera, Formicidae. The transcript is spliced from 9 exons. The record is from RefSeq and is a predicted model, not a curated record.
GCUUCGCCGUAACCGGACUGUCACUGUCGCGCCGCGUCUGUCAAAAUCGGCGAGUGGCUCGCCGACGGUGGUUCUCGGGUCGCUAGAUAGGAUGUGAAAAGGAAAAGGAGGACCUGCCUGUCGCGCGCGUCCCGUCGAAGCGAGGAGGUAAAAUUACACGAGACGUGACGUGACGUGACGUGACGACGGAGGAGCUAAAGGUACGACGCGCCUGAUCGACGAUUACCGAAGGAUGCGUCGGGCGAUCGGCGUCCAUUUGUUACGAUAACAACGACGAGAGGUGCUGGUGGAGGUGGUGCGGGUGACGAGGUAAAGGAGGGGAGGGAGACGAAGAGCGUGACAGCAACGUCGCGACAUUGCCAUCGUCGUCGUCGUCGUCGUUUAUCAUCAUCGACGUAACCAGCGAUGGCCGCCACCACCGUCGACGAGGUCGAGGGACUGAGAACCGAGAUUCAACGGCUGUCGCGCGAGCUUGCCUUGGCCUCCACCGAGAAGGUACAGUCGGCGAAAUACGGGCUCGCGCUGCUCGAGGAGAAGUCGAGCCUGCAGCAGCGAUGCAACGACCUCGAGGCCCUCUACGAAAACACGAAGCACGAGCUGGAGAUCACGCAGGAGGCCCUCGCAAAGUUUCAGACAACCACAAAGAUAACUGCAAAGAGCGGCAUCGAACAAGAAGAGAGUCUUCUUAACGAGAGUGCCGCCCGGGAAACGUCUCUGCAGUCGCAGAUUAUUGAAUUGGAGUGUGAAACAAAACAGUUACGUCAUGAAUUGGAACGAGUACAAGCGGAACGCGAUCACGCGCUGCAGGAACGCGAGGACAUUGGCAAAGAUCACCAGCAAGCGGAGACGGAACGUAAAUCGUUGCGGACGGAAUUACGGGAGUGCAGGUUUCGCGAGACCCGUCUGCUUCAGGAUUACUCCGAGUUGGAGGACGAGAAUAUCUCCUUGCAGAAGCAAGUGUCGAGUUUGCGAUCCAGUCAGGUAGAAUUCGAGGGUGCCAAACACGAGAAUCGAAGACUCAUGGAGGACCUUGACCUAUUAAAUAGCCAAGUGGAAGAACUGACAAACUUGAAGAAGAUAGCGGAGAAGCAGAUGGAAGAAGCGUUGGAGUCUCUACAAGCGGAGCGCGAGGCCAAGUAUGCUCUGAAGAAGGAGUUGGAUCAGAGAAUCAACAGCGAGUCGAUCUACAAUCUCAGUAACCUUGCGCUCUCUAUCCGAGGCAUCACGGAGGAUCAGACGAUAUGUAGCGAUGGCGAAGACGAUUCGCCUGCACUGCGUAGAAUCGAGGCAGAUCUAAAGACGCAGGAACCAGGCACGUCCGCGUCCGACAAGCAGGUCGACUUAUUCUCCGAAAUUCAUUUGAACGAAUUGAAGAAAUUAGAAAAGCAGCUGGAACUCGCAGAGACUGAAAAGGCCCACUUAACGCAAAACUUACGCGAGUCGCAGUAUGCAGUCGAGAAAAGCCAGGCGGAAUUGCAAUCGUUCGUUGCACGAAUAGUGCAGCUGGCAGCGCAUGUGCAAUCGCUGCAUCAUCUUCAUUCGAAGUUGCCAGAAACGCAGAGUGAAGAAGCAACGCUGGAUAAACUCAAUCAGGCUAUUGUGCAAUAUCAUCAAUGGAGCACCAUGUCCGCUCGCGAGGUUAAUCAAUUGCAGAAAGAUCUGGCAGAAUUGGAGAACGGUUUAACCAUAUCUGACUCCACGCAACAGCUAAGAACAGAGCUGACAAAUUUGAGAAACAAGAUACCCGAGUCAGAGAAGAGCCUUCGAGAAAAGCUCUUGGAUACGGAACAAAGAAGCAUGCAACUCGAAUCGGACGUAUCCACUUUGUCGAAACUCACCGCGGAAGCUGGCGGUUUUCUUGAUUCUGCUCAGAACGAUUUGCAGAACCUCUCCGACGAGCUCGCGCAGCUCUACCAUCACGUGUGCACCGUUAACGGCGAGACUCCCUCGAGAGUGGUGUUGGAUCACGAGAAAUCGGAAAUUGUGCCCGAAAAGGAAGAGGAGAACGGUAAGAUGGAUUGGUGUCGAACUCUAUUCAAGACCGACAUCAAGAUUAAGGAUCUAGAAAGUCUCAGCAAAUCAAAGGAAAUUGCGAAGCACAUAGAGACCGCGAUGGACCAAAUAAAAUAUCUUAGAAGCGCCGUAGAACACACAAUCGAAUUAUCCAAAGUCAAGGGAAUGCAGUCCAACAUCUGCAACGUUUGCGAGACUUCUGUCAAUGAGAACAAAGCAGAAAUAACGGAUCUUCAAGAGCAAGUCAUUAGAUUAAAGGCCUUGCUGUCCGCUAAACGAGAGCAGAUUGCCACAUUAAGAACAGUGCUUAAAUCAAACAAAAACACGGCAGAAGUAGCGUUAACGAACUUAAAGAGCAAAUACGAAAACGAGAAGAGUAUCGUCAACGAGACAAUGCUCAAAUUAAGGAAUGAGCUUAGAAUGUUGAAGGAAAACGCUGCAACCUUUUCGAGUCUGCGUGCAAUGUUUGCUGCACGCUGCGAAGAAUACGUGACGCAAGUGGACGAGCUCCAGCGGCAACUCGCCGUGGCGGAGGAUGAGCUCGGCCUCACCAUGAAGCUGGAGGAGCUGGAGGUCGAUCGGGAGCUGCGCAACACCAGGAGACACGCUGCCGGCGCAAACGGACGCGGCAGACCGCGACUGUCGCAACAGACGAACCGUCCCCACUUAGGCAGAGAUUUCUUCUAGAAAAUGAUGAAGAUGUGGAGUAAGAUAUUCUGAGAGAAGCGAGAAUUUUGAGAACCUUUUCGAAUUUUUCUACUCGUUGUCGUUGGGGCUGAAGGACUGUGUGUAGUGAGUAUACAAUUGACUUCUUCUUUGUUAAAGAGACAUCCCGCAGUCAUGGGUACGUGUGCACCAUAAUAAUCGUCGCGGCAAAUUCCGUGAAACGUAUUUUUACAAAGAGAUGGACGGGAUACACGAUAAGUAUUUGAGGAAAAAAAAAAAAAAGAAAAUGACGACGCCGUCCUCACUAAAUACGGGAGAGAAUCCUGCUCGGUGAACGGGAAUUGGCUACGUUUUAAAGGUUUCGAAAUGUUCAGUUUCAUACCCCACGAAUUUUGCUCCAUAUCAUAGAGUCUCUUCGGGGAGUCUCUGCCUUGUGUUACCACUAUUGUUAGUAGAGGAAUUUAAGGAGUGUAUAGGAUAUACACUUUCGUUGAGGGCGCCCGCGGUUUGCGGAGUCGCCGUGUGCAAGUUUAAUGCGAAUUCUACGUUCUACGUGACGAUACGCGUUAGUUGCGUUAAACUGUCAAGUGCAUUAAAUUAACGCGAAUGAUUCAUUCUCGAUCGUUUUUAUUGUACAGAGGAAACGUUCUACGUUUUGAACUUUGAUUUGUCGUGCUCUAUCAUUGCUUUAGCACGCUUAUUUAUUACGUAUUCUAAUAUAUUCAUUAUUGCCUCGAUGAUCAGAGGAUAUUCUGUUGAUGGUUGGUAUGUAGCAUAAUAAUCAUCUCCGGAACGUUUCGUCAAGGAUAAAAAUGCUUUCACGUACGUUAAAAGGAGAAGACGCACGGCGAAAGAAACGUAUACCGUUUGUAGGUAGUUAGCGCGGAGAACGGCAAAUUUUACAUUGCAUACCACAUAGAGACAAUAUUAAUAUCUCGCGCGUGACCGGUAGAGUUUAUAAUCAAAGUAGCGAAAUGGAAUGUCGUAGUAGCAAGUAGAUUUGAAAAUUUUAGACGGUAGCCGAAUAAAAAAGAACACAAUAGGAGGACCUAUCUUCCAAGUAGGAUACUUCAGGUCACAUCUCCGCCACAAAAACGACACUCGGAUGCAUAUAGAUCCACUUAUUUAUGCCCUCUUAUUUGACGAUUGAUUUUUUUUAUGCAUGAAUAAACCAUUUUUUUAUUCGAUCGAGUCAUAAAAAUAUUUUGAUAUAUUGGAAAUGGAACAGCCGAUGCUGCCUUUUGUGUUCUGGAAAAAAAUCAAAGAGCUAUAUAUAGAUAUUACAUAAGUAUGAAAAUGUCAUUUUUUCUCUAUAUUAAAAAAAUUACGUUAAAAAGUUAAUGUUAAAUUCAUGAUUUUAGGCAGCUUAUUUUUUUCUAUCUCCGAGACGCGGGGAUUCGAUUGUUCCAGUGUUCCAAGAUAUUACAAAUAUUUAUCUUUUAUCGUUAAAGAUCGGUAUACGUUUUUACAAUCUCGUUGUUAGCUAUGGAAUGUGCAACGUACGAUACCUCGUUCUUUCUAAUAAUUUUAUUGUAGUAAACGCGGCCUAAAUGGGCUUUAAAUCAUUUAAUUGACAGCUUGUUGAAUUUACACUUUUAUCGUGUUUUUUACUGAAGUUAACUAUUACACCCGCAUUAUUGUAUUCGAAGCAGCUAUUCGAUGCGAGUUUUAUCAUUUGUUACUUUUAUUUCUAUAUACAUUUUUUUAUUGUAACGCAAAACGCUUUGUAAGGCACUUUUAAUAGUUCGUUGACGCAUAAUAAUCGCUGAUCUCGCUCGACGAGAUCACGAAAAGGUUCCUUAUUUAAAAAAAGAGGACACACGCAUAUAUAGUUCUGACUACUAGUUUUUAUUAAUUAUCGCUGUUUUGUCAGUUUUGUAGAAGUGUAAUUAUCGUGAUAAGAGUGUGUGUGCUCAGUGCAUUUCGCAGAAUGCUCUUUUACUUUGAUAUUUUCCAUAAAUACAUCCGUAUGUAUGUUUUCUUCUAGUAAUAAAUAUAUUUAUAAUUCAUAGCCCGCCGUUGCGUAAAGCAGUCAUUCCAAUUAAAACACUCGAUUAUGUAGCUGCCCGAUUGUUAUAAAACUUCUGAGCAGUAUCGACCGUAUUAGUAUUUUACAAAUAUAUUAACUAUUUUAUAUAUAUAUAUAUAUUUUUUACAUAUAUAUUUAAUAGUUGAUUAUCAUAAUUAUUAAGAUGUGCACACAUAAUUGAAAUACAUUCAAUGUAAUGGAGCAUUCUGUGCGAAUAAAUUUACACAUAUAUUUAUAACGUGAAUGCUAUCAUAGAUUGGCUUCAAUCAAAUCUGUUAUCACGGCUAUUGCCACUAUUAUCUUGAUUAUUAUUAUCAUCGCUAUCUUUUAUUAUUGAUGCAAUUGUACAUUUAUUGUCGUAACUAUUGCCUGUCGGCUUCGCGAUAAGACGAAUACCUAAAGAGAAUUUAUCGACCGUUUAUUAAUUAAUUAAUUAUCGCUAUUAUAUCUAUAUCGUGUCGUCUUUAUAUCGCGCGUCACCUGUGUCUAAGACGCGUGUCACGAAUGGAAAUCCUAUCUUUCAUUUUAUACAGUUCAACGUCGACGAUAUUCUAUCGAUGUUGAUAUUCAGAAUAAAGCAUUUUUCGCAGAUUUUUAUUUUCUUUACGAUUUAUUUCCUAUGUCGAAUCUCUAAUUUCUCGCCCGUCUUAAAUAUUUUUCUUAAACGAUAAUACGUGGAUUAGCAAUAAUUAUUAGUUUACUUUAUUAUUAGUUGACUGCACUAACAAAUUUUUAAUUAAUUUGUAAUAGGUCAACUGACUUUGUUGAAUGGUCCUUAUCUCCUUUUAGAGAUUUUAGGAUUAAUUAUAUAAUACAUAGAUAAGAAAAUAAACAUUUAUUUUAACACUUAAACGUUUUAAUGUAGAUUGGUGCAAUUGAUCCUAAAUAAUACUAUUGUAUAAUUCUAUAAUUAUUCUUAAAUAUAUUAUAUGUAUACAUAUAUAACUUUCCAAGAGUAAAAGAAGGAAGAAUUUUGCAAGAUUCGUACACACUCUUAGGCGCUAGACACAGGUCAGGCUAAUUUAUAUCCAUAAACCGAGCCAGUCUCAGACCACCGUCCCUUCCCUUCUCAUUAUGCAUCACUGUCGGGAACAAGCCGGACAAAAAAAAAGAUUCUUCCUUUUCUCGAGAAACUGUCCUCAAACUAUUUUUCACGAGAAAUUUCGUCCUUGACUCAACUUAACCGUCCGCGCUGCAUCACGCGACUAGAGACGUUAGUAUCAGAGAAAACAUAUAAAUCUGUAAUGUUACAAUAUGAAAUAUAAUUAUAAGAAAUUCGGAGACUGCGCAUGAUUAUUGAUAUUUAAUAGUUAUGUGAUAUAUCAGGAAUUUGAUUUUUACAAACAGAUCUGUUUUCUAUCGAUAAGAAGAUCUGUGCAGUUUCUUGUUGCAAUUUAGAUAUAUGUUAGAUAUUUUGCUUGUUAAUUGAUUUCUGAGAGAAUCACGAUAAUGAAAGCACGGUCUCCGAAGGAUUGUUAAAAAAUUGAUGAAUGUGAGCGUCCAGUCGCGGUAGCGCAUAGCUUUGACAAUUUUUGCCAAAAGUAAUUCUGUCCUUUCGAAGGAACCCGACACGGUCCUUCUGUACAUUUAGCGUCCUUUAUAAAGUUCCUCUAUGUAAAAGGUUGCGUAUCAGCAUCAUGAAUAUAUUGAUCGAUGAUUUAUUACCUAUAUAAAUAAUUUCAAUGUCCGGCUAAAAUAUGUCUUGUAAAAUCUUUUUUUGUAAUAAAUUUAUACGAAGGAGGGAAAAGGCAAUUAAGAGCCAACGCGGUUAUUUGUUCGCAUAUGUUUUAUUAUAAUCAAAUUAUAUUGACAUUGUAAUUAAUAUAAGUGAUGAUAGGCAUAAUCAUAAAAAGCAUACGUACAUUCGGUCCUUUUUUUGGAUCAUCUUCAGCGCAAUUACAAAAUAAAUAUAGUAAUUAAUAUAAGUAAAAAUAAUUAAUAUAAACAUUCUGUGUCUAAACUCUGUGUCGAAACAUUUAACUUCUGAAAUGGUAUUAAAAGGCAAAAAAUAGCCUUAAUUUGCAGACAGACACAGAAUAUUUAUAUUAUACAGAUGUAAUAGAUAAAUUAAAACUUGAAUAUCACGCCGUCUUAUUUGUAAACAUCCCUCUGUAUUCGUAUAUACUUUAUAUAUCUUGCGAUAUGAAAAGACUUGACAUUCUGUCUCGAACGUUCGUUGUAUGUAACAUUUAUCUUCUUUACAACAUGUGUGACUCACUCAAGUUCGAUAUAUUUGUAUUGCUUUUUUAAUGUAGUAUAUUUUAUUGGACAGUCUCUCUUUAUCUCGAAGGUUCAUUAUAUAACAUUUGCCUUCUGACGAUAUAAGUGACUCACUCUUAUUGUGUAUAUUAUUAUUAUUACACACAUUUUUAAUAUAAUAUAUUUCAUUUACUUGUAAUUGCGCUGAAGAUGAUCUAAAAAAAGGACCAAAACGUACGUUUUUUAUGAUUAUGUCUAUCAUCAAUUAAUUAAAAUGUCAAUGUAAUUUGGUUGUAAUAAAAUAUUUACCGCGCUGGCUCUUAAUUGCCUUUUCCCUCCUUUGUAUGAUAUAUUCAUAAGAGCUUUUAUUAGUUUAUUUUAGUAAUAAACUUAUAUAUUAUUUUAAAAAGAUCGAAAAAAUACACAACCUGUGUACCGAAUUAUUUAUCAAGAUCGUGUUUAAGAUUCUAAGCUAGAAAAAGCGAGAAACAGAACGAGUUUGAGACAAACCGAAUUAAAUAAUUUAAAGAGAAAAUCGAGAGGAGAGUACAUUGUGAACAAUAAUAUUAGAAUCUGCCCCGUCGAAGAUUGGUAAACGAGGAGGUAAUUGGGCUGACGGACAGAUUUAUGCUCAAGGCUUCCACAAAAGUUCUUAUUGCGUCCCGUCCGGCGAAUCUCCCGAUGGUGGUGCGUUUAGAUACGUGAGACUAGGAGUAAUAAAAGAAAAAGAGAGAAAAAAUGUAAAACUCGCGAAUAACGAGUCCGAUUAGCUGUAACACGAUGUAGACUAAGAGAUUAAUCGACUGCGUAAUGUGCGCUGAAACUAUUUCUCUAAGAUUCGGAGAGAAAGAGAGAGAUCUCUUGAUGUAAUGACAUGCAUGAGACGUCCCGACGACGUUGGAUGUAUCGCACUUUAAUCGGGUCCAUGUUGCACUUACGCGAAAUAUUUUUACACUUCGUCAUUGACAGAUUGUAUCUCUUAGUAAUAAUUAUCGAUGCGCAAGCUGGACAGCAUUAUCAGAUAGCAUUUUGCGAAUUUGUGAAUUGUCAUUAAGCGGUAUUAUAUACAUUCUUUCUUGUAUAUAGAUAUUAUUGUGUUAAGAUAUUUUAUUUGUGGUAUAAAAAACUAUAGAAAUCAUUUCUUUAAUUUACGAAAUACGUUUCGAAUAAUGUUCACAAAUUUGCAGAAUGACGUAACGUUCCAAUUGUUAUCUAAGUUAUUAAGUAUCUCUUUUUAAAUCAAAUUUUACUCGGAGAAAUUAUUUAUUAUUUUACUGUAUUAUGUUAAUUAUAGACGAGUUAAAUAUUAUUAAUUAUAUUCUGAGAUAUAGAAUAUGUGCAUAUAACUCAAUUAAUUUGAUAUUCUAGAGUUGCAAUUUUAGUAAUCUUAAUGUAGUAAUAUUUAUGUAUGUGUGUGGACUUGUAUAAUAACUAUUUUUUAUUUAACAUAUAUAUUUAGAAUUCAGUAUUUGGUAUUGCAUUUCGAUCAGCGUGGAGAGAGACAGAGCUAAUAAAUUAUUAGUGAGUUUUUUUAGUUCAGUAUUCAUACUGUUCUCCAUUGAAAGAAAUAUCUUUAUCAAAUUGGUUUUAUAUUGAUCAUGGACCCAGAACAUUGUAUGUUGUAUAUACUGUAAAUGCACUCUAGCGUUACGGCAUCAAUAAUAUACAUUAUAUGAAAACGUACCAAAUUUCGCAGAGAUUAGCGAAAACGAUUUAUACAUACAUACAUAUAUAUAUAUAUAUAUAUUAUACGAAGGUCUCAACGAGCAUUAUAUUUUCUCCGUAGCUAUUAUAGCACAUUAAUCGUUAAAUCGUAAGAAGAAAAAAAAACAUCCGGAACCAACCAUUUAUAGCAAUCUCGUGAUUUUUGUCCCGCGUUUAUUGACAAGUAAUCGGAACGGAGACGCCAGUUUUAAAUUAGAUCGAAUGUAGCUGUUAAGUAGAUGUUCAGUAACAUUAUUUACAGGUAAAAAAUUUAAAAAAAGAAUCGAAAAAAAAGAGGGAGAAAGAGACAAAGGUAGAGAUGCGUAUUCAAGCCACACUCGUGGUACCUGGAGUUGACGUUUAUUAAACAAUAGUAUAUUAUACGUAGUGGAGAUUCUUUUUGUAACAUAAAGUGAAAUAUAAUCGUUUGUAACAUGAUUAAA